Molecule: messenger RNA, 1837 nt
Organism: Daucus carota subsp. sativus
Lineage: Eukaryota; Viridiplantae; Streptophyta; Magnoliopsida; Apiales; Apiaceae
Product: galacturonokinase
Exons: 14
Coding region: 152-1462 (436 amino acids)
Biological process (GO): galactose metabolic process
Cellular component (GO): cytosol; cytoplasm
Molecular function (GO): ATP binding; kinase activity; phosphotransferase activity, alcohol group as acceptor
Source: RefSeq, a predicted model, not a curated record
AACUACACGACAGCAUUCACAACUGUAAUGAUUGAUAAUACUUACAUGCAUUUACUGACAUACACACAACACACCCAUACAUACACACAAUUAUAAAUCACUAUAAAUUAACAAGGCCCAGUUGAAGCAAGCUCCCACUUGGAUUUACAAGAUGGCUGAUUUAUCAUGGCCUUCUGAAUCUGAGUUGGAUGGAAUUAGAAAGAAGGUUGCAGAAAUGUCGGGGAGAGGUGUUGAAGAGGUUAGAGUAGUUGUGUCUCCUUACAGGAUAUGCCCACUUGGAGCUCAUAUUGAUCAUCAGGGGGGAACAGUUACAGCUAUGACAAUUAACAAGGGCAUACUACUUGGGUUUGUUCCUUCCAAUGAUUCACAGGUAAUUAUCCGAUCAGGACAGUUCAAAGGAGAAGUUAUGUUCAGGGUGGAUGACAUUCAAUUUCCAAAGGAUAAUCCGAAUUCUUUGGACAAAGAUCAUGCAAACAAUUCUGCCAAAAAGGAGGAGUGUAAUUGGGGAACUUAUGCAAGAGGAGCGUUGUACGCACUACAACGCAAGGGAAACCAUCUAAGGCAGGGAAUAACCGGAUAUCUUUGUGGUUCGGAUGGACUUGACAGUUCAGGCCUUAGCUCUUCUGCUGCUGUUGGAGUUGCAUACCUGUUGGCACUGGAGACUGCUAACAAUCUUACUGUUCUCCCUGAAGAAAAUAUUGAAUAUGACCGGCUGAUUGAGAAUGAGUAUCUAGGUCUGAAAAAUGGAAUAUUGGACCAAUCAGCAAUAUUGCUUUCAAGAUAUGGCUGCCUAACUUGUAUGAACUGUAAGACCAAAGAACACAAGCUCAUAAAUCCACCAAAGGUUCAGAGUAAUCUCAAAACAGAGACAAAGAAAGCAUACAAGAUUUUACUAGCAUCUUCUGGCCUGAAGCAAGCUUUGACAACUAAUCCUGGAUACAAUCGGCGAGUUACAGAAUGUCAAGAAGCUGCAAAAGUUCUGUUGGUUAGUUCUGGAAAAGAAGGACUUGAUCCUCUCUUGUGCAAUGUUGAACCAGAAGUAUAUACAGCGCACAAGUCCAAGUUAGAAGCGCACCUAGCUAGGAGGGCAGAACAUUAUUUCUCAGAGAAUAUGCGAGUUUUGAAAGGACUUGAAGCAUGGGCUUCAGGUCAUCUUGAAGAUUUUGGGCAGCUUAUAUCAGCCUCUGGUUUAAGCUCUAUCCAGAACUAUGAAAGUGGUUGUGAACCAAUGAAACAGCUGUAUGAGAUCCUUUUAAAGGCUCCUGGGGUGUUCGGUGCAAGGUUCAGUGGAGCAGGAUUCAGAGGGUGCUGCCUUGCGUUUGUAGAUCCAGAUUAUACGACAGAGGCUGCGUCAUAUGUCAAGACUGAGUAUUCUAAGCUGCAACCAGUGUUGGCUAGUCAAACCAACCCAGCCACUGCAGUUGUAAUAUGCGAUGCUGGUGAUUGUGCACGAGUAAUAUGAGCAUAAGAUGGGUUUUAUUAUCUACUAGUAGUCUUGCAGCGGUGUUGGUUCAUAUCUUGCAAGUACUGAUGUAUAUCUCCAUGCUUUGCGUUUGUCGUAUGAAACAUUACAAGCUCAAAGGCUCCAAGGUUAAUAAUCCUGUUGAUCACAUUUUCCGUUGAAUAAGUUGCAGAAAAGGUCUUUGAGAAUUUAGGCUCAUUCUAGAGAGUGUAUAGAUACUUAGAAACCCGAGUACUGAAAGGAUUGUAUAAUGUAUACAUGCUAAGAGCAAGACUUAGAGAUUCAUUCAUAAAUGGGAACCUAAAAACCACCGGUUCUGUACAAUUUUGUAUUUGUAAUUCUUUAAUUUUGAUUAAGUGAUCUUUUCUGGAGUUA